Messenger RNA from Fusarium graminearum PH-1, 531 nucleotides. RefSeq lists its product as uncharacterized. Bases 1 to 531 code for a protein of 176 amino acids. NCBI's taxonomy places the organism in Eukaryota, Fungi, Ascomycota, Sordariomycetes, Hypocreales, Nectriaceae. The record is from RefSeq and is a predicted model, not a curated record. The transcript has 3 exons.
AUGCAUGGUGGCAAGGAGGUGGCAGGUGCGGUCACUUUUGGUGAAGUUGAAGCCGAUGUGCAUAUUGAGCAGGCCUCAGCUCAUGUCACUGGGGAUGAGUCAGACAAGCCCAAAAAGCGGCCAUGUCCCAUGCACUCUGUCAGUGUAUCUGGCGAUCCAGAAGCUGCAGCUGGAGGAAAGGGGAAGGGGGCAUCAUCAACCGACGGCAACGGACGGCACACAUCUCCCGAGCCUCGUCUUUCGGAACGCAUCAAGAUUUACUUUUGUUAUCUCUGCGGACUGUACAUGUUUUCCCUGUCGCCAAGAAUCGCUCUCAAUGGUAUUCCUGCCGCUCUGAAACGCCAAGUGCAUAUCGUGGCACCCAAUCUCUCGCUUGAACAUCGUCCCGUACCGUCCCCUACUGUACAUCCCUUGGCAGCUUACAGUAUUCCCGUUGCCAUGUCGGUUAAUGAUUCGUCUACCAAACCAGAUUUUGGAGUGUGUGCAACAAUCAAGGAACCUCUCGAGGUCACUGCCUUUGUACAUUACUAA